AAGAAGAGGACAAACCAAAAGAGGAGAAACAAGAGGAAAAGGUAAAACACUUGGAGAAGACAGAGAAAGAGGAGGAAAAGACAGAAGAAACGCAGCAGAAGGAAGAGGAAAAAGGAAAGAAAAGGGAGAAGGGAAAGGACAAAGGAAAGAAGGAGGACAAAGAGGAGAACAAGCCAAGUGAGGAGCAAGUGAAAGCGCCAAUUGCAGCUCCAGAGCCAGAACUAAAACUUGAGCUGGACACAGAACAGGCUGGAGAUCACCAGUCAGUAAGCAGCGCUGAGACACAGCCAGCUCCAGAGGAGCAAAAGGAAGAACCGGAGAUAAAGGAAGAACUGGAGAUAAAGAAAGAGCCCGAAGUAGAAGAAGAAAUAAAGGAGGGCAGAGAAAAGAAGAAGGAGCCAACAGAACAGCAGGAGGUGACCAAAGGAGAAGAAAAAACAACAGAGAAGACAAAGAAAGAGAAACCUCCAAAACAAAAGAAGACAGAAAAGAAGGCAGAGGAGGCUAAAGGCCCCAAACGUCCAAAAGCCAUGCAAUGCAAAGUCACCUUACUGGAUGACACUCUGUUUGAGUGUGAACUUGAUAAGCAUGCUAAAGGUCAGGAGCUUUUAACUAAAGUGUGUGACCAUGUCAACCUCCUGGAGAAGGAUUACUUUGGCCUGGCGAUCUGGGAAACCCCAACCGGCAAGACAUGGUUGGAACCCAUCAAAGAGAUCCGGAAACAGGUGUCAGGUGGCGUCUAUGAGUUUACAUUUAAUGUGAAGUUCUACCCUCCUGAUCCAGCACAACUUACAGAAGACCUCACCAGAUAUUUCCUGUGUCUCCAACUCAGGAAAGACAUUAUGCAAGGUGUUCUUCCUUGCUCCUUUGUCACACUGUCCCUGCUGGGCUCCUACACGGCCCAGUCUGAGCUGGGAGAAUAUGACCCGGAGGUUCACGGGACAGACUAUGUUAAAGAUCUGAACCUGGCACCCGGACAGAGCAAGGAGCUGGAGGAGAAAGUGAUGGAGCUGCACCGCACUUACAGGUCAAUGAGUCCAGCCCAAGCAGAUCUGCUGUUUCUGGAAAAUGCCAAGAAACUUGCAAUGUACGGCGUUGACCUGCACCAAGCCAAGGAUCUCGAUGGUGUUGACAUCACACUGGGUGUUUGCUCCAGUGGUCUGAUGGUUUACAAGGACAAGCUGAGGAUCAAUCGUUUCCCAUGGCCCAAAGUGCUUAAAAUUUCUUACAAACGGAGCAGCUUCUUUAUCAAAAUCAGAGCGUCAGAGCAAGAGCAGUACGAGAGCACCAUUGGCUUCAAGCUGCCCAACUACAAAGCCUCAAAGAAACUUUGGAAAGUUUGUGUUGAGCAUCACACUUUCUUCAGAGUUCCAUCAGUGGAGCCUCCAUCGUCCCGUCGUUUUCUUGCCUUGGGUUCCAAGUUCCGGUACAGCGGCCGUACUCAAGCCCAGACCCGGCAGGCGAGCUCCAUGAUCGACCGCCCAGCCCCUCGAUUCACACGCUCUGCAAGCAAGAGGCUGUCACGUAACUUGGACGGAGCUGGAGAUGAGACUCUCCAGUUUCUGCAGCUACUCUCUGCAUCAAGCAGAUCUGAGGCUGAUGAUUGGUCAUUGUUGAUAACAACACACAAAUCCCGGCCUUCUGUGGAAUUUCCAGCCAGAGGGGAGUCUGAGCAGACUUCCUCUCAGUCCAGGGAGGAAGAACAGUCUGUGACCUGGAAGGGCACUGAGACUGUAGAUGGUGGCUCUCAAAUUAUCAGUGAACAGCAACAUCAGCACCUAAAGGAAGGCGAGUGGUCUGACCUUCUGUAUCGUCAACCUUCUGUAGCCCCUGUCGAGACUUUUGAUUUUGUGGAACACCAAGCCAAACCCAGCUUUGGAUAUUCCUCCUCUCCGGAUCCUCUACAUAAACCUGCACCAUUCCAGCAGGAUGACUGGUUCCUAUACUUUGGUCGGUUCUUAUCCGAGUCUGAAGAAAAUAUUUUGUCCUCUCGUAAAAUCCAGUCCCAGAUCCGUUUGGAGGAGCUUGCCACAUCAGUGGUCAAACAAGAAGAGACUACUGAGCAAGUCAUUGAGAGACUGCAGAAGUCUGUGAUCUUGAUAGAUACAUUGACAGAGAUAGAAGAUCUGGAAGGGAAACUGAGGAAAGUGAGGGACUUGGAGGAAAGACUACAGGAAGCGGGUGAGGUGUCAGAGAGGAUCCAGAGAGUCAUUGAAGAGCAAUUGGGACAAGAAGAGGUUGAAAGGUUAAGAGCCGAAGAGGGGGAUUUGGAUCAUGUGGUUUUACAGAGAUUUAUGAAGAGGAUGGAGACAGAUGAGGAUGAAGUGGAUGAACUAGAAGAACAAAUUAAAGAUGUGUUUUUAAAAGGCUUGGUGCCCGAAGAGGAAAACGAGCUGAAUAAGUUAGAUGGAAGUUUGAGGACUAAGGUACAAGAGAUACAGAAGGAAUGGCAGGAAGAACAGCGAAAGUUUGACUCUUCAGAUGUUUCUGGGGCCACUUCUGUUGUGAUUCUGCAGAAGGUUGAACGCAGGGACGGGAAGAGGGUGAUGAUUGUGGAUGAGAGUGGGGAGUCAAAUGGGAUGUUGGAAAAACAGACCCAGAGAGAGGUUACAGAGAGGCGUCAUUUUGGAAAUCCAGUUCAGGAAGAAAAUGAGGAUGAAUGGUACCUGCUUUUUUACCGCCCUCCAGUUUUCAGCCCAUCAGAUGAGAGCACGUAUUUAAGAUCAGUGGUGAAGAGACAGGUAGGAGAAGAGGAAAUUAAGGAACAGCCAUGGAUCCUGCAACAACCAGCUCUUAUGGAAAGGGUGGAUGACUGGUUUGUGUUGCUAGCGGGGCCUCCAAGAGAAACCAAAUAUGUAGAAGCAGUAGCAAUGAAGGAAGCCCAGAUGGAUGAAGGGCAGUUUGUCUCUGUGGUUGAAGUUUCAGAAGAUUACAAGGUGGAAAUUGAAGAGAGACAGAUGAUACAAGAAACUCAAAGAGAAACCUGGAUAGAACGAGUAACAAUAAAGGAAGCCCAGAUGGAUGAAGGGCAGUUUGUCCCUGUGGUUGAAGUUUCAGAAGAUUACAAAGUAGUAGUUGAAGAGAGACAGAUUACCCAAGAGGCUCCAAGACAUCUUAAAGAAAUCCAGCCAGUGACUGAGAGGGAUGAUGACUGGUUUGUGUUACUGGACGUUCCUUCUAGACAAACUACAUAUGUAAAACCAGUGAGUCUACCAGGAGGUGUCUCCAAAUCCCAGAUUGAAGUUGUCCCAGCUGGUGAUGAGGGAGACAAAAGAGUUGAGAUUUUUGUAGAGGAUACUGAAAUAAAACAAAUACCAAGGCAAGCAGAAGAUGACUGGUUCAUUCUGCUUGAUCUUCCAGAUAGGGGAACAUCAUUUCUACAGCCAGCAUCAAUGCCUGAAUAUGUUCAGAUUCUUCCCAAAGAAAAGAAGGCAACUGUGACUGUCUCAGAGGCAAUAGAGACGACAAGGGAGGUUGUAGUUGUAGUUAUGGAGACUGUGACUCAGAAACAUGACAAGAAACUUCCAGAGCAGAUAAUGUUGUAUCCAGUGAGCAACCGAGAUGAUGAUUGGUAUCUGCUGCUUGACAUACCUCCCAAAGUAGAGUCUUAUAUUCCUCCAGUUUCUGUGCCAGAACCAGCUAAAAUCAGUCCAGUUGUUCCAGUUGAAGCAAAACGUGUAGACCAAAGAUUAUAUCCAGUUAGUCCACAGCCUUUCCAGCCUCUUCCAGAGGCAGAUGAUGACUGGCUCAUUCUGUUUGACAUUGUUGGUGACAAGCCAGUUAUCAUACCCACAGCUACCCCGGCUGAGGCUGUUCAAAAGAUGGCAAAGACGUCUGAAGUCGAGGCGAAAACUACAGAGAUUGCAGCAUACAAGGAAGUAAAAACCACAGAGAUUAAAACAUAUGAAGAAGUGAUAAUUAGUAGGCAAGACGGUACUCGUUCUCCUAAAAUUAGGCCAAGCCAACCCCCACCUCUGUCAAACAUGGAAGAAGAUGAUUGGGUUGUCUUGUUUGACAUUACUCAAGAAAAACCAAUACCUGCUUCUCCAGUUGCUGAGGUCCAAAGGGUUGUUAAGACACCUGUACCCGCUGAACCAAAACCAAAGUUCAUCAAGGAGGAUUUGAGGCCACCUGCUGUGACUGUGAUUAACCUGCCACAACCAACAUAUGAGGAUGAUGAUUGGUUUGAGCUGCUAGAUGUGGCAGCAAAAGUAUCAGUGACUGUGGAGCAACGUGACUUCCCCGUUCCUGAAGCGAAAACAGCCAAAACGUUUGUAGCCAAAGAAAAAAGAACACAGCAGAGUGUUACUAUUGUGGAUGAGACUUGGCACAAGAAAGAAGUAGUGAAGGGACGUCAGCCCCAAAUAGAAGUGGAAGACGAUUGGUUUAUUCUUCUGCAUCCAGCCCUAAAAACAUCAGUUGCUGCCCCUGAAAGCCUCAGGGUCCGAUCAGAGGUCAGAGUUCCAUCUGCUGUGGCCACAGAAAGGGUUGAAAUUUCUGAGAAGAAGCCACAGUUUGAAAUGCGGAUCCUCAAAGAAAGGCGUCCACUCAUACACACAGAUGUCACUGAUGACUGGUUUGUUCUGCUAGAUUUUGAUGCCAAAGAGUCAGUUGUGAGCACGCAGAGGGGCACACGUCCUGUCAGUGCUCCAGUCUUCUCUCAGGCCGCGCUGGCGGAUGCAGGGAUCCCCAUGGCUCCCUUCGACCAGCCCCAGACCUCCACUCCCAUAAAGACCAGCCGCCUGGAAGAAAGGAAGCUGGAAGUCACAGUAGAAGCUGCAGAGCCCUCAAAAAUAGAGGCAGUGUCUGAGGUCAAGUCAGCAGUGUCGAGGGAGCAGAGAGACGUAGAAUCUUCACUGAUAUCCACCAUCAAUGGGUACAUUCAGCAGGAGUCUGAGAGCGAGAGGACGAUCAUGGAAGGGGUGCAAAUGCGAAAGAAAAGAGCUAAGAAAAUUGAGGGUGACUCAAUUUAUAUCAGACAUAGCCUGUUAAUGCUGGAGGAGUUUGAUAAGCCUCAAGAGGACCUGCUCAAGCAUCACGCCAGCAUCAGUGAACUGAAGAGGAACUUCAUGGAGGCUGUGCCGGAGCCGAGGCAGAGUGAAUGGGACAAGCGCCUGUCCACGCACUCUCCGUUCCGUACCCUGGGCAUCAAUGGCCAGCCGCUGCCCAGUGCAGAUGGGAGUGUGUGCAUUAGUCCCAGUUGCAAAAGUUCAAAAACAAAAACUCUUCAUGGGGAAACCAGGAGUAAUUUCGAGGGGGCCGAGGUAUCCAGGCCCUCUGAGAGCCAUCAGAGUGAGCCUGAUGUUGUCGAAGGCCUCAGCGCUCCCGUUGAAGAGUCAUUGUGCGAUCAUGAAGAGGUUGUGGUUUUUGAGACUCUCCUGGUGCCGCUCGUAGAGGUUGAAAUGGCGCAACUGGCUCCCCCAGUUGAGUCCGACUGUAAAGCUUUAGAUAAGAUCCCGGAGGAAGAAGGAACAUGUCUCGUAGCGCCUGAGUGCUCCGGGGGGAUAGUUGGACCUUCCCCACCUUCCUUUUUCUGGAGUGAUGGUCCGAAGGUCAUACACUGCUCCCAGCCCCCUCUGGUGCAGACCCACACUGUCACCAUCACAGCUGUUUCCAACUCCCUGCCUGGUGACAUCUCCACCACAGAAGUUCCCAUCGUCCCAACCAAGACCUUCACCUAUGAGUCUUCAAAGAUGACAGAUGACGGUACAGAUGAGGACAAGGAUAGCUCUUUUUCCACUUCCAAGACCAUUUCCUCAGAGACGAGCAGCGGCACCACUGUCACCACUACUACCACUCAUAUCUCAAAGGUGGUGAAAAGUGGAUCCUCAGAGACACGGGUGGAGAAGAGAAUUGUCAUAACAGCAGACUCUGAUGUUGACCAAGAAAAGGAGAAACAUGGCGGAGCAUCAGCAUUGUAACAGAGCCCUUCCCUUAUCCAUUUAACUCACCACCUUCAACAUCCUUUAGACCGCGACACUCAACACACACAGUGACCAAGUCUGUUUGCGCACAACAGAAAAACCUCAGAAAUCUGCACCUAAAAGGACUGAUUAUGGAGUAGACUGUUCCUUGUAGAUUCUGUUUGUUUUCUAAGUUGAGCUCUUCACAGUAGGUAGGAACUGCUGAUCAAAUGCUUCAAUUAUCAUCCUGGGAUUUAGUGUGAACAUUUGAUUGGUUAAUAACCAGCCUUUUUUUCAGUUGAGUGAUGUCUGUUAUGUUUGCUUUAAAUGCUUUUAUUGUUUAAUAGUGGUUUUCUACAAAUGUAGAGUUUCAGUUCAGAAACCAUGAUUAGCAGUGAUUCCCUUGGUGCUACUUGGGGAAAACGUUAAGACGACAUUCAAGUGAACUCUUAUUUUUGUUGUUGUUUACUUGUCUAUUAAAUUCAGGAGAGAUUUUUUUAUUAUUAUUAUUGCUGAAAUGACAUACCUCACAUUUAAAACGUGAACAAAGAUAUUCUGUGCUCAAAUUUGGACAGGUUUGUUUGGCUUUGUUCACUGCUCAGGUACAAAAAGCGAGGUCCCAAAUCUUUGCUUCCCCAACCAGCGUGGAACCAGUAGCCUACACAUUCUUGUAAAGUUUGAACUAAAAUUGAUCUAUUUUCGAAUAUUUCUCUACUUUUUAAAAGUAUGCUUUUUAUAGUAUUUGUAAAAUAAAAUUGAGGUUUUUAAGUUAUUCAUAUCCAUCUGUUCAUUCGAUUUGUAGGUGACCAGUAAUUUAAAGAGCUGUUAUGCCUGAAUUAACCUGAAUAAUUCUUAUUCGUUUCCUCUUGUAGUACACCAAGUUUACCGGAUUUUUCAUCUUUUUACUAAGAAGUGCUCCCCAAGUCAUAUUUUGCUCAUUAUCAUAAGAGUCAUAAUUACUUUUAACAUACAGUGGCUUCUUUAAAAUGUAAACACAUCCGUAAAAGGACAGUUUUUGUUUUUUUUUGUCAAAAAUUGGUCUUUGUAAAACAGUUUUGAAAUUUUCUCCACACGUUGUGAACUUUAUCCUGUAUGUUCAACAGAAACAGGUUUUUUAAGAUGGAAAAAUGUGCAAAAAAAAUAAAAAUCCUGCAACAACCUGGUUAAGUAAGCAAGCCCACUCCUAAACUAAAGCUUUGUUGAAAGUUCUCUGAAUCAAGACAAAACAGGACUGCAGAAGUCGUGUUGAUCGACGAGAUGCACUGCGGACCUCCCGAGGUGCGUUCCUAUUUAGUCUGGACAUCAUUGAGAUUGGUGACAUGUCAAAAACACCCACUAACAACUUUUUGUAGCUCCUUCACUGUUACUUUCAGUCUUCCUAAUCCAUUUUUUUCCCCUCAUCAGCUUUAGGGAAAUGUCCAGUUUUAACAAGCCUGGUUUAUGUUCACUGGUGUGAACUCAAGAAUACAAGUUAUUAGUGUUCAUGGUCAUCCAACCAGGUCAUUUCAGAUGUUUUUGUUAUGUUUUUCUCCAAUAGCUUUUUGUUUUUCUCUUGAAUUGUACAGGAUAAAUGUCAAAUUGUGUGCUGAUAAAGGUUAGGAAAACCUAGCAAAUUUACCAAGGGUGUGUAAACUAUUCAGCCACUUUAUUUGGUCAAUGAAAUGUUUUUCUCACUUUGGUCUGCUUAUCUCAGGUUUUGAUGUUCUAUGUAAGACUACAGACCUCCUUAUGAUUGUAUAAGGGAUUGUCAUCAAUGUAUAUCCAUCUGUGUUGUAAAUGUACAUUCAUGUUCAGUCAUGUGAGGUCAAUGAAAAUGAAAACUUGUCUAUCACUAUUACCACACAUGUAAGAGAUGAAGGCAGCUGCCCGAGUGUACGUGGCUUUUUUUUUUUUUUUUUUUUUCUCACAGGAGCACAGGUUGUCUUUUUAUGUUCUGCUAUACAGUAAUUUAUUUGUAAAGUCGGAACUGUUUCAUGUGAUUUUGAUGUACUGUGGUGUUUUAAUGAGCUUUAAAGCUUCAGGUAGAGAUGUCAAUAUAUUGCUUUCAUUAUCAAACAAGUUUGUAAAGCCUUUUUAACCACAUAGUUUUGAAUAGAUUUGCACUCACUUGCUGUUUUCCUGUGCUUUUUCUAUAGAGAGGGAUGCUUGACUAACUUUUAGAGCACCUGCUUACUAACAUUUUCCCUUUUGUCCUAAAGUCCAAACAGAAUCUGUUCUCAUCAUAGCUUCAUGCAUUUAAAAAACACCCACAAUUUUUUUCAGGAUGAAAAAGUAGUAUUCCAUAUUAAGUAAAAGUAGAUUUUAGACAAAGAAACUAUUGUUGCUUUGUGAAUUCUCCCUGUCUUUUUAUGAAGAAAAAAAAAUAAAAUAUGCAUUUACUUGCA
Molecule: messenger RNA, 8287 nt
Organism: Xiphophorus hellerii (green swordtail)
Lineage: Eukaryota; Metazoa; Chordata; Actinopteri; Cyprinodontiformes; Poeciliidae
Product: protein 4.1-like
Exons: 33
Coding region: 531-5921 (1796 amino acids)
Biological process (GO): actomyosin structure organization; cortical actin cytoskeleton organization
Cellular component (GO): plasma membrane; cytoskeleton
Molecular function (GO): actin binding; structural molecule activity
Source: RefSeq, a predicted model, not a curated record